AUGUUGCUCAAUACUCUCGUGGCAAGUUUGGCCAGUGGCCUCGUGCUCGGUGCCUUUGCCGGUCCUCUGUCCCAUGAUUAUGCUGGAGCAAAGACAAAGCGUGUAGUUCCUUCUUCGCACAGCCUUCACGAGCGUCACUUGCCUCACUGGGAGUCGCAAUGGACGAAGAGGUCCAAGGUGCCCGAUACUCAGAUCUUGCCUAUGCGCAUUGGCCUGAAGCAGUCCAACCUUGAAGAAGGUCAUGACAAACUCAUGGAUCUCUCGACUCCGGGAUCUUCCAAUUACGGAAAUCAUAUGACUGCGGAAGAAGUUGUUGACUUCUUCGCUCCACAACAGUCUACUACCGAUGCCGUCACUGAAUGGCUUGUUUCAUCCGGAAUCAGCCCUGACCGCUUUGCGCUAUCUGUAAAUAAACAGUGGAUCCAAUUCGAUGCAACAGCCGCCGAAGUCGAAGAGCUACUCUUUGCCGAGUACUACGUCUGGGAUCACCUAUCUGGGAGUCAUGAUAUUUCAAGCGAAGGAUAUCAUCUUCCUACCCAUAUCCGGGAGCACAUUGACUAUGUGACUCCCGGUACCAGACUCCGGCCCAGAAACGUCAAGAAUAAACGGGCUGCGAAUUUCAACAAACCGCAACCGAUGAUUACAAAGCUUCCUGGGUUUCCGUUCCCCAAUUCCAGUACCUGUGAUACAUAUGUUACGGCUGAAUGCACGAGAGUCCAGUACGGCAUUCCAAAUGCCACCACUGCUGCUCCUGGGAACGAGCUCGGGAUUUAUGAGAGUCUUGACGUUCACUAUAGUAGGAAGGACCUCGACAUUUUCUACAGCACUCUCUACCCUAAUAUACCUAACGGCACCUAUCCCGAGGAGCGUCUGAUUGAUGGGGCUAUCGGAGCAACUGAAGACACAACCGAAUAUGUGCCCACUGAUCUAGAGGCUCCCUUGGAUUUUGACUCUUCAUCGCCACUCAUCUAUCCCCAGGGACUUGUGCUAUUUCAAGAAGACGAUGAAUAUUAUGAGUCAACAGGAGCCUUCAAUGGUUUCUGGAACACGUUCCUUGAUGCUAUAGACGGAAGUUACUGCACCUAUAGCGCAUUCGGUGAGACCGGUGACUGUACCGCUGAGGAGUGUUUUGAUCCUUCAUAUCCCGACCCCAACCCAGGUGGCUACACAGGUCAAUUACAAUGCGGCGUCUAUAAGCCCACAAACGUUAUUUCAAUAUCAUACGGAGCAGGCGAGUACGGGUGGCCUGACUAUUAUAUGAAACGACAAUGCAACGAAUGGAUGAAGCUGGCUCUGCAAGGCACGACUAUUGUUAUGUCUUCCGGCGAUGCUGGUGUCGGGGGCGCUACAUGUCUCGGUGAUUCUGGCAAGAUCUUCGAAGUCGACUUCGCAUCCUCGUGCCCAUAUGUCCUCUCUGUCGGCAGUACGGAGUGGGAUAGUUUCGAUAAUACAACUACUCCAACACCAGGUAAAAAGCUGAAUGAGGUUGCGACCAAGCGUUUCCCGAGCGGAGGUGGCUUCUCCAACGUUUUCGGUGUCCCAGACUACCAACGCGAUGCCGUUUCUGCGUACUUUGAUCAGGUUGAGUCUACCCUAGGUUUCGACGGAUACCAUCAUUUUGUUACAGACGGAAAUUUUAGCAGUGUUACGGGCGGUGUGUAUCAUCAUGGAGGACGUGCCUACCCUGAUGUAGGGGCUGUGGGUGAUCGUCAGGUUGUGUAUAACAAUGGGUCAUGGUGGCUCGUGGGUGGAACUUCGUUGUCUGCGCCUGUGUUCGGUGCGGUCUUGACUCUUGCCAACGAAGCUCGCAUUGCGGCUGGCAAGAGCACUGUAGGAUUCAUACAUCCUGUACUCUAUCAACACCCCGAGGCUUUUAACGAUAUCACAGUCGGUAGUAACCCUGGAUGCGGCUCGACUGGUUUCCCUGCUGCCAAGGGCUGGGAUCCGGUUACAGGACUUGGUACCCCAAACUUUCCGGUUCUGCUGAAAGUUUUGAUGGGAUUGUAG
This is a messenger RNA of Lachnellula hyalina, 2007 nucleotides long. RefSeq names its product Tripeptidyl-peptidase sed1. Gene Ontology annotation, molecular function: serine-type endopeptidase activity; tripeptidyl-peptidase activity. Gene Ontology annotation, biological process: proteolysis. NCBI's taxonomy places the organism in Eukaryota, Fungi, Ascomycota, Leotiomycetes, Helotiales, Lachnaceae. Bases 1 to 2007 code for a protein of 668 amino acids. The record is from RefSeq and is a predicted model, not a curated record. The transcript has 8 exons.